This is a messenger RNA of Linum trigynum, 1290 nucleotides long. The record is from the annotation of a GenBank genome assembly. Lineage: Eukaryota; Viridiplantae; Streptophyta; Magnoliopsida; Malpighiales; Linaceae.
AUGGAAGAGCAAAGCCAUCAAAACGGCGAUGACGAAGAAAGCGGCGGCGGCUGUAGCAGUACUACUACUAGUACAAGCAGCAACAACUGCAGGAUGAUGAACGGGGCGAAGAAGAAAGUGGCGAUGGCCGAUCUGAAGAAGAGCUUGGACCAACUUGACCGCCAUCUCGACAAAGCGCUUAUGUUCUCUGACGGAAGGCAGCGCAACUACCAGAAUAUUCACCGGAACAAAUCAGGAGCGGCGGCGGCGGCGGCGAAUGGCAUGGUCGGAAGAAGAAGAGAGGAAUGGGAGAUUGAUCCCCGGAAACUGGUGGUCAAGCAGCUCAUCGGCCGGGGAACGUACGCCGCCGUUCAUCUUGGAACUUACGACGGCCAAGACGUUGCAGUGAAAAUACUAGAAUAUUGGGGGGAAGAAGACAACAAUGAGGAGGUGGUGGUGGAGAGGAGAAGUGGUUUAGGGGAAAGAAAGAGAGCUCAGCUAAUGGCUAGGCUGAGACAAGAGGCCUCUCUUUGGCAUCAACUCCGCCAUCCAAACGUCUGCCAGUUUGUAGGAGCAGUGAUAUUAAACACAUCCGACACCAACAACCCGGUUUCCCGCCAAGCCGGCGGCAGUAGUAACCAGGAAUUGGUUUGCUGCGUGGUGGCCCGCUAUCACUCAGCCGGCACCCUGAAAUCGUACCUGGAAAAGCACCGCCGGAAGAAGCUCCGGCUGCGGAAAGUGGUCAAGCUCUCUCUACAACUCGGGAGAGGACUGGCUUACCUUCACUCCCGCAAGCUGAUCCACAGAGACAUUAAGCCGGAGAACGUGGUCCUCGAUGCCGACAACAAGGAGCUGAAGAUCAUCGAUUUCGGGGUGGCCAGGGCGGAGCCAAAGAACACCGGCGAGAUGGGCGGCCAGAUCGGGACCAUUGGCUACAUGGCGCCGGAGGUGUUCGCGAGCAAGCCCUACGACAGCAAGUGCGACGUUUACAGCUUCGGCAUUUGCCUGUGGGAGAUAUACUGCUGCGAGGCGCCCUUUGCCCACUUGGGAUUCUCUCAUCAAACUUCUCCGGUCGUCUACAAGAGCGUACGACCGGAGAUACCAGGAAACUGUCCGGAGGCACUGGCAGCGAUCAUGAAGCAAUGCUGGGAAGAAGAGCCAGCCAAGAGACCAGCCAUGGAGGACGCGGUCUCAAUGUUGGAAGCCAUCGUCGACCUACUCAACCUUGCGAAAACAGAAAACAGCCCUUUGUCCUUCCUCCCUGCACGCUGCUCGUGUCUCCGAUCUCACUUCAACUGCAACAACACCUAA